AUGACAGUAGUUAAUGUAACAGUAAAGUGGAAAAAUCAUGUUUUCAAUGAUGUUGAAAUGAAUAUAUCUGAGCCACUUAUUUUAUUUAAAACACAAUUAUGGCAAUUAACCAAUGUUCCACCAGAAAAACAAAAAUUAAUGUACAGAGGAUUAUUAAAAGAUGAUGUAGAUUUAUCUAAUUUGAACAUUAAAGAAAAUGACAAAAUUAUGCUAGUAGGUUCAGCUGAAACGUUAGUGGAAAAUCCUCAAAAUGUCGUUUUUGUGGAAGAUUUAUCAAAGGAGGAAAAAGAAAAAAUACAUACAAAAGAAAACAUAACGUUUGAAGAACAGGGUAUAGUAAAUUUAGGUAAUACAUGCUACUUUAAUGCAGUAUUACAAUUCUUAACUUCAUUUGAUGAUUUAGGAGAAUUUCUUAGAAAUGUAAAAAGAAAAGAAGAUCAAUUAGUAAAAUCGAAUAAAGAUAUUUUAUUUGAUUCUUUUGUUCAUUUUUCUCAAACAUUUGGAAAAUCAUCAGAACCAUAUGUUCCACUUGCUUUAUUAAAAUCUUUUAGAGAAGUUUUUCAAAAAUUUAAAGGGGUUAAUUUAAGAACAAAACAGUAUGCUCAGCAAGAUGCAGAGGAAUGCAUGAAUGCUAUGCUUAAUGCAUUAAAUGAACAAACAGAAUGUAAAAUAAUUGAUAAAAUAUUUUCUUUUAAAAUUGUUAGUAAAACAAAAUGUAUAGAAACAAAUGUUAAUGAAGAAAUUACUAAUGAAAAUAAAGAACAAAAUAUAGAUGAUGAAUAUGAAACAACAGAAGAAUUCCACAAUAAACUAAUUUGCUAUAUGGGAACACAUAAUGUUCCAGUUAAUCAUAUGCAUGAGGGAAUACGGCUAUCAUUAAAUGAAAAAAUUAGAAAAAUUAGAUCGACAGACGAAAAAAAUGCUUUAUAUGAAAAGAAAUCAGAAAUUGAUUCAUUACCACCAUAUUUAAUCGUUCAUUUUUUACGAUUUGAAUCAAAAAGAAUAGUUGAAUCAAAUAAUGAUGUUUCAGUUGUUACAGCAAAGAUUUGCAGAAAAGUUAGUUUUCCUGAAAUUUUUGAUAUAUAUGAUUUUUGUUCAGAAAAAGUAAAGAAUCAAUUAAAAAUAUCUAGAGAUAUAAUUAUGAAAAGAAAAGAAAAAGAAAUAAGCUCAGAUAAUGAAGAAUCAAGUAACUUAAAGGAGAAUAAUUUUCAGGAAAAAAAUGAAGAGAAAAAUAAUGAAAAAAAUGAAGAGAAAAAUAAUGAAAAAAAUGAAGAGAAAAAUAAUGAAAAAAAUGAAGAGAAAUAUAAUGAAAAAAAUGAAGAGAAAAAUAAUGAAAAAAAUGAAGAGAAACAUAAUGAAAAAACUAAUGAGAAAAAUAAUGAAAAAAGUAAUGAGAAAAAUAAUAACGAAAAAGAAGAAUUAAUAGAGCUUUUCACAGGAGAAUAUGAAUUAAUUUCAGUUGUAACACAUAAAGGAAGAAAUGAAGAAAGUGGGCAUUAUAUUGCAUGGAAAAAAAUGAGAAAUUAUAUUAGUAAAAAUUCUAGAAUUGAUGAAAAUUAUGAAAUAAAGAAAAAAAUCAGAAAAGUAAAUGAUUCUAUGUGGUUAAAAAUGGAUGACGAUAAAGUAACAACUCACAAAUUUUCUUCACUAGAUUUAAGUGGAGGUUGUAGUGAUUAUCAUAUAGCUGUUUUAUUAUUAUAUAAAAGAAAAAGCAUUUUAUGUACACAAAGUGAAAUAAAUAAAUAUUCCAAAUAA
Molecule: messenger RNA, 1755 nt
Organism: Plasmodium gallinaceum
Lineage: Eukaryota; Apicomplexa; Aconoidasida; Haemosporida; Plasmodiidae
Product: ubiquitin carboxyl-terminal hydrolase, putative
Exons: 2
Coding region: 1-1755 (584 amino acids)
Biological process (GO): protein deubiquitination; regulation of proteasomal protein catabolic process; proteasome-mediated ubiquitin-dependent protein catabolic process
Molecular function (GO): protein binding; proteasome binding; cysteine-type deubiquitinase activity
Source: RefSeq, a predicted model, not a curated record